CCAUAUCUUAACAAACUGAAUUUUGACAGUCACGCCAAGUAGUUUGAAUAUUUUAUUAUUCGGGUAGAAUUUAAAGUAUUCGAUAUUUCAUAUAUUUUUGUUUAUUUAUCAAUACGAUUUUUACAAUAUCUUUCUAUAUAUGAAAAUCGUGCAAUGAUAUAUAAUCGGUUGGAUUUUUUAACCUUAAAUUGAAUAUCCACAUUGCAUAAGCGUUGGUGUUUACUAGUGAAGUUCAGAAGAAAAUAAUAAAUUAAUAUGACUGGUUUUGCAUUGAGGAUUAAAACAAAAACCGGACACCAGAUCGUGAAUAAUAUUACUAAAGAUAGUACAGUCGAAGAACUCAAACAGGUCCUUUCGAAUUUAUCUAGUAUACCAAUUAAUAGAUUACAAAUUUUAUCAGGAUUUCCUCCGAAACUAUUAGAUUUAAGUCGAGGUAACGAACCCAUCGGGUCUAGCGGUAUAACUUCAGGUGAUACGUUGAUAUUAGAGGAAAAAUUGAUUCCUGAUAAUGAACAACAGGAUGUACCGAUGUUAGAGAAUGAAGUAGAAAAUCCCUUUGAUUACCCUGGUAUAUUAAUGAAACAUAUCGUGCCUUCUGAUAAUUCCUGUUUAUUCACUAGCGUCCAUUUCGUUUUAAACGGAAAAAUAGACGAAAGUGGAUCGGUAAAUCCUUACCUCAGACAACUUGUAGCGGAAACUAUAAAAAGUGAUAGGGAAUUAUAUAACGAAGCGAUAUUAGGUAAACCUGUAGAUACAUACUGUGUUUGGAUUCAAGAUGAUAAAUCGUGGGGUGGAGCUAUAGAAUUAUCUAUAUUAGCUAAUCAUUACGGUAUGGAAAUAGCUGUAAUCGAUACAAUAAAUGCCAUUAUUAAUAAAUUUGGUGAAGAUCAGAAUUAUCCCCAUAGGGUUUUUCUUCUAUUCGAUGGUAUACAUUAUGAUCCAAUUUUUUUAGAACCGUUUAAUGGAGGUAAAAUCCAAACGAUCUUCCCUACCGAUGAUGAUAGAAUACUACGGUUAGCAGAACAAUUGGCGCACGAAGCGAAAUCUAGUAGACAAUUUACUGAUGUGAACAAAUUUACUUUAAAGUGUAUGGUUUGUAACGUUUUGUUGAAGGGGCAAGUGGCUGCACAAGAACAUGCUCAAUCUACAGGACACGCUAAUUUCGGCGAAGUGUAAUUAAAAAAAAAAGUAUAUAAAUUGACAUUGUUUCGUACUGAUAAUGUAUUUAAAAAUUAUUAAAUUCUUGCAUGGUAUUUAAAUAAAAAUGUUUGCAAAUGUU
Molecule: messenger RNA, 1279 nt
Organism: Diorhabda carinulata
Lineage: Eukaryota; Metazoa; Arthropoda; Insecta; Coleoptera; Chrysomelidae
Product: ubiquitin thioesterase OTU1
Exons: 4
Coding region: 256-1176 (306 amino acids)
Biological process (GO): endoplasmic reticulum unfolded protein response; protein deubiquitination
Cellular component (GO): nucleus; cytosol
Molecular function (GO): cysteine-type deubiquitinase activity; protein binding
Source: RefSeq, a predicted model, not a curated record